AUAAGAAAUAGAACCCUGAAUCAUAUUAUUUUUCACACGAAAAUUCUUAUUUCUUAAUGCUCGAUUCGUAAAUACUACUUUCAUAGUUAUUAGUUUCGUUUCUAUACUGUUCAAAUUCUACACUAAACCUUAAUAUUGCAUAUGCAAUAUCAAAAUGGCAAUUUGGAGCUCACUAAAGCUUGCCGCACCUCUCAAAAAAUGUUUAAAUUUAAAUAAAAAUCACGUAUUAAAAAACUGUGAUUUAGUACCGGUUCGUAACAUGGGUGGACAUCAUACGAUGCUGAUUAAGGAGACACGUUGGCAAUGGACCAAAUUUAAGGAUUUACUUCAUUAUUACGUUCUGGUUGGUGUUAUUCCCAUAACACUUGUAAUUGCCUACACAAAUAUCUUUAUCGGACCAGCUAAAUUAGCUCCAAUACCAGAAGGCUAUAGACCUAAGCACUGGGAGUACCAUAAACAUCCAAUUACACGUUGGAUGGCACGUUACAUUUAUCCCAAUCCACAACAACAAUAUGAAAAAUACCUGCACACGCUUUAUGAAGAAGAUGAAAAAUUCAAAAUUAGAAUGUUAACAAAACAAAUUGAAGACGCGAUGAAAGAACGAUCAGACUACAAAGCUUUCUAUUACAGACCGAUAUCGGCCAAUUAUUACAGAGUUGGUAAAGAAAGUAUGGGUCGUGCUGCUGGCGAAGGUGUUGGUUUCGAUUAGUGUAUUGUGAUUAUUUAUAGUUAUUAAUAGUAAUUUGAUGAUGUAGGUAUAUAAAUUGUUUAUUGUAAAAUCCUAACAUAAUAUAAACCAUACUGUUUAUAGUUUCGCUUAGUUUUCUGUACAAAAUAUGUUAACUAAUCUAAGACACAAUAAAUCAACAGUUUUGCAAGA
Messenger RNA from Adelges cooleyi (spruce gall adelgid), 880 nucleotides. It is a transcript of the gene ND-SGDH, whose product is annotated as NADH dehydrogenase [ubiquinone] 1 beta subcomplex subunit 5, mitochondrial. The coding region runs from base 155 to 709 and encodes 184 amino acids. The record is from RefSeq and is a predicted model, not a curated record. The transcript is spliced from 4 exons. Lineage: Eukaryota; Metazoa; Arthropoda; Insecta; Hemiptera; Adelgidae.